GAACACGUGAGUUCCACUCAGCUUCACGUUGGCAUAAAGUAAAGCAGGUUAUUGGUUUAUCUCCGUUAUUUUUCGUUUCCCUUCUUUCCAACAGACUGUCUGCGGAUGAUGCCGCUUUACGAGCAGCUUUUCAGCCAGCUCUCGGCGUCCGCCUCCGCUCCGGAGCCUCUAAAAAUACGCGGAGGUGUCACCGCGGGUCCGGGGCCAGGGCUGCGGGGGUCCGUCUGACCCCGCCCCCUGCCGCCGCCGCCCAAUGAGCGGCGGGCGAGCGGUGCCCGGGCCGCCGUUGUAUAUGGUCACGGCGGGGACAUUCCUGGGAGGCCAGCGCAGUGACGACGAGCCUCUUAAACCCCGACUCGCUGCUCCGCCGCAGUCCCUGCUUCUCCUGCCCGUCGACCCACUACUUGGUUCCGAGUUGGCCCGAAAGGAACAAACGGAGUCUUUCUCUGCCUUGAACUCGGUGGAGCGCGGAGCGUCACUCCCAGCGGGCCGGGCGCCUCUCCCCCGUCCUCUCGUUUUCCCAACUUCUCUUCUCUUCCCACUCGGAUUUGUGCUAUAAAAAGGCACCAUGAUGAAAAACAGCGGCUACUUGGAGCCGCAGCUCCUGCCUCCGCACUUCUACCAGAGCUCCGCCGACAUCGAGGAGGAGGAGGAGGAGAUGCCCGCCACCGAGAAGGACCUCGCGGAGGAUGCUCCGUGGAAGAAGAUCCAGCAGAACACGUUCACCAGGUGGUGCAACGAGCACCUGAAGGUCCUCAACAAGCGCAUCAACGACCUGCAGAAGGACCUGAGCGACGGGCUCAAGCUGAUCGGGCUGCUGGAGGUGCUGAGCCAGAAGAAGAUGUACAGGAAGUAUCACAGCAGACCCAACUUCAGGCAGAUGAAGCUGGAGAACGUUUCUGUGGCGCUGGAGUUCCUGGAGAGGGAGCACAUCAAACUGGUUUCCAUCGACUCUAAAGCCAUCGUGGAUGGGAACCUGAAACUGAUCCUAGGUCUGAUCUGGACCCUGAUCCUUCACUACUCCAUCUCUAUGCCAAUGUGGGAGGAUGAGGAUGAUGAAGAUGCCAAGAAACUGACCCCCAAACAGCGUCUGCUGGGCUGGAUCCAGAACAAGGUGCCACAGCUCCCCAUCACUAACUUCCACAGAGACUGGAGAGACGGCAAGGCGCUGGGAGCCCUGGUGGACAACUGUGCCCCUGGUCUGUGUCCCGACUGGGAAACGUGGGAUCCCAGCCAGCCAGUGGAAAACGCCAGAGAGGCCAUGCAGCAGGCUGACGACUGGCUCGGUGUGCCACAGGUCAUCGCUCCAGAGGAGAUCGUUGACCCCAACGUGGACGAGCACUCUGUCAUGACCUACCUGUCUCAGUUCCCUAAAGCUAAGCUGAAGCCUGGGGCCCCUCUGAGGGCCAAGACGCUGCACCCAAAGAGGGCCAAGGCCUUCGGACCAGGUAUCGAACCUCGAGGUAACGUGGUCCUGAAACCAGCAGAGUUUCUGGUGGAGACGGUGGAGGCUGGACUGGGUGAGGUUCUGGUUUAUGUGGAGGACCCAGAGGGACACACCGAGGAGGCGAGAGUCAUCCCCAACAACGACCAGAACAGAACCUACGCUGUGGUGUACCUGCCCAAAGUGGAGGGGCUUCACAAGGUGAAGGUGCUAUUUGCUGGGCAGGACAUUGACAGAAGCCCCUUCAUGGUCCAUGUUUCCAAGGCCAUGGGUGACCCGACCAGAGUUCAGGCCCGUGGGCCGGGCCUGCAGGCAAUGGGCAACGUGGCCAACAAACCCACAUACUUUGACAUUUACACGGCAGGAGCCGGUGCCGGAGACGUGUGCGUCAUCAUUGUGGAUUCGAACGGCCGCAGGGACACAGUGGAGAUUGUUCUGGAGAACAAAGGCGACAGUGUUUUCCGCUGCACCUAUGUCCCCAUCCUGGAGGGCCCUCACACCGUCUAUGUGACCUUUGCUGGGCAGCAGAUUCCCAGAAGCCCCUUCACCGUGAACAUGUCCGAGGACAGCGACCCACCUCCUGGAUCUCCGGUGCAGACUGUACUUCAGUCCGUACACUGCCCACCCUCAGACACAACAAGGAGAGCCCCCCCUCCAACUCCACCCAAACCCAGGCGACCAACUUGCAGCCCCAACGCCUGCAGGGCAUCGGGUAGAGGUCUGCAGCCAAAGGGGCUGAGAGUCAAGGAGGUGGCAGAUUUCAAGGUUUACACCAAAGGAGCCGGCAGCGGGGAGCUCAAAGUCAGCGUGAAGGGACCAAAGGGUCAGGAGGAGCCGGUGAAGGUCCUGGAGAUGGAAAACGGUCUGUAUGAGUGUAACUACUACCCCAUUAAGACGGGAAGGUACAUGGUCAGCAUCACCUGGGGAGGACACAGCAUCCCACGCAGCCCAUUUGAAGUCCAGGUGAGUGAGGAGGUGGGAUCCCAGAAGGUUCGGGCCUGGGGCCCAGGUCUGGAGACCGGCAUGGUGGGGAGGAGUGCUGACUUUGUGGUGGAGGCCAUCGGGACAGAGGUGGGAACUUUGGGCUUCUCCAUCGAGGGUCCUUCCCAGGCCAAGAUAGAGUGUGAUGACAAAGGCGACGGCUCCUGUGAUGUUCGCUACUGGCCGACUGAGCCGGGGAACUACGCCGUCCACGUCAUAUGCGACGAUGAGGACAUCAAGGACAGUCCCUUCAUGGCCCAUGUCCUGCCUGCUGCCAUCGACGUCUUCCCAGAGAAGGUGAAGUGUUUCGGGCCUGGUCUGGAGCCUCUGGGCUGCAUCGUCAACAAAGCUGCCGAUUUCACCAUUGACACCCACGGAGCCGGCAGAGGAGAGCUCAAGCUCUACGCUCAGGAUGCAGAAGGUUUCCCCAUUGACAUCCAGAUGAGCGACAACGGAGACAGUACCUACUUCUGCGUCUACGUUCCCACCAAGCCGAUCAAACACACCAUCAUCGUCACCUGGGGGGAAGUCAAUGUGCCCACCAGCCCUUUCAGGGUCACUAUUGGAGAAGGAAGUCAUCCGGAGAACGUGAAGGUUUAUGGCCCGGGUGUGGAGAACACAGGACUGAAGGCCAACGAGCCCACGUACUUCACGGUGGACUGCAGCGAGGCCGGGCAGGGUGACGUGAGCAUCGGGAUCAAGUGUGCUCCAGGUGUGGUCGGACCGGCGGAGGCCGACAUCGAUUUUGACAUCAUCAAAAAUGAUAACGACACGUUCACAGUUAAAUACACGCCUCCGGGUCCGGGUCAGUACACCAUCAUGGUUCUGUUUGCCGACCAGGAAAUACCCAUCAGCCCCUUCAGAAUAAAGGUGGAGCCGUCACACGACGCAGCUAAAGUCAGAGCAGAAGGACCAGGACUCAACAAGAUGGGUGUUGAAGUGGCCAAACCGACUCACUUCACCAUUUACACUAAAGGAGCGGGUAAAGCUGAACCCGAGGUCCAUUUUACUGCAGCAGCCACAGGCGAUGCCGUCCGAGACUUUGAGGUCAUCGACAACCACGACUACUCAUACACCGUCCGCUACACAGCGGCGCAGCAGGGGAACAUGUCCAUCACUGUGUGCCACGGAGGAGACCCCAUCCCCAAAAGCCCAUUUCAUGUGGUUGUGGCCCCCCCACUGGACCUCACCAUGGUCCAAAUUCAGGGGCUGAACAACAAAGUGGACGUUGGGAAGGAUCAGGACUUCACCAUCAGUACUCGAGGAGCUGGAGGCCAGGGGAACCUGGAUGUGAAGAUCACGUCCCCGUCACGUCGGCCCAUCCCCUGUAAGCUGGAGUCGGGCACAGCCAACGAGCUUCACACUGUGAAGUACAUCCCGCCUGAGGAGGGUCCGUACAGAGUGGACAUCAGCUACGACGGGAACCCCGUCCCAGGAAGUCCAUUUACUGUGGAGGGCAUCAUGCCGCCCGACCCGUCAAAGGUACGAGCUUAUGGUCCAGGACUUCAGGGUGGUGUUGUGGGCCAACCUGCCCCAUUUGCCAUUGACACAAAGGGAGCUGGUACUGGUGGUCUGGGCCUGACGGUGGAGGGACCUUGCGAGGCCAAGAUCGAAUGUCAGGACAACGGCGACGGCUCGUGCUCCGUGUCAUACCUGCCCACGGAGCCCGGCGAGUACACCAUUAACAUCCUGUUUGCAGAGCAGCACAUCCCCGGUUCUCCCUUCAAGGCCGCGGUCCAGUCGGCCUUCGACCCUAAUAAGGUGACGGCCAGUGGCCCCGGUCUGGAGCGAGGUAAAGUCAACGAGGUUGGGUCGUUCACUGUGGACUGCUCCAAAGCCGGUGAAGCGGAGCUCACCAUAGAGAUCAUCUCAGACUCCGGAGCCAAAGCCGAAGUUCACAUCCAGAACAACAGCGACGGGACCUACUCCAUUACCUACAUCCCCCAGUUCCACGGCAUGUACACCAUCACCAUCAACUACGGAGGACACACCGUGCCGAAGUUCCCUACCCGACUGCAGGUGGACCCGGCCGUGGACACCAGCGGAGUCAAAGUCUACGGGCCAGGAGUAGAACCCAGAGGUGUCCUGAAGGAAGUGACCUCCCACUUCACUGUGGACGCUCGCGCCCACUGUAAGAGCGGCGGCAGCCACGUCAAGACCUGCAUCUCCAACCCGUCAGGGGCCAACACCGACGCCUACACCACUGACAAGGGAGACGGGACGUACCGCGUGGAGUACACGCCCUACGAGGACGGUUUGCAUCUGAUUGAAGUUUUGUUUGAUGACUUGAUGGUGCCAAAGAGUCCAUUCCACGUAUUGGUGACUGAGGGUUGUGAUCCCAGUCGGGUCCGAGCCUACGGUCCCGGUCUAGAGGAAGGUCUGGUCAACAGACCGAACCGCUUCACCGUUGAGACCAGGGGCGCCGGCACCGGCGGUCUUGGUCUGGCCAUCGAGGGUCCAUCUGAAGCUAAGAUGUCGUGCAAGGACAACAAGGACGGCAGCUGCAGUGUGGAGUACUUCCCCUUCACUCCUGGAGAGUAUGACGUGAACAUCAGCUUUGGAGGCUUACCUAUCCCAGGGAGCGCAUUCCGUGUCCCUGUACGAGAGCUGGUCGAUCCCAGUAAGGUGAAAUGUUCAGGCCCAGGUUUGGGAAGCGGAGUCCGAGCUCACGUUCCUCAGACCUUCUUGGUGGACACCAGCAAGGCCGGGGUGGCCCCCCUGGAGGUGCAGCUCUAUGGACCCACAGGUGUGACUGAGCCAAUCAGCAUCACUGACAACGGAGACGGGACCCACACUGUCAACUACACUCCAGCCAGCGAUGGCCCAUACACGCUGUGCGUGAAGUAUGCCGAGCAGGAGGUGCCCUGCAGUCCCUUUAAGAUCAAGACGUUACCGGCUCACGAUGCCAGUAAGGUUCGAGCCAGUGGUCCGGGUCUGAAUGCCUCUGGGGUUCUUGCCAGUCUGCCAGUUGAGUUCACCAUUGAUGCCCGACAUGCUGGAGAAGGGCUGCUAACGGUCCAGAUCCUGGACCCAGAGGGAAAACCCAAGAAGGCGAACAUCAGAGACAACAGAGACGGGACCUACACGGUGUCCUACAUCCCCGACAUGACGGGACGGUACACCAUCACCAUCAAAUACGGAGGAGACGAGAUCCCGUACUCGCCGUACCGCAUCCACGCCCUGCCCACCGGAGAUGCCAGCAAAUGUCUGGUCACAGUGUCGAUCGGAGGACACGGGCUGGGAUCGGGAUUCGGUCCGACCAUCCAGAUCAGAGAGGAAACCGUCAUCACGGUCGAUGCAAAGGCAGCUGGGAAAGGUAAAGUCACCUGUAAGGUGUCGACUCCUGACGGAGCAGACCUGGAUGUGGACGUGGUGGAGAACGCAGACGGGACCUUUGAUAUUUACUACACUGCUCCGGAGCCUGGAAAAUACGUCAUAACCAUCCGGUUCGGAGGGGAGCACAUUCCCAACAGCCCGUUCCACGUGGUGGCCACCGACGAGCCCAUCGGGCCCAUGGAUGGGAUGGAGCCCGUCCUCCGCCCCUUCAGCCUGGUGAUUCCCUUCACUGUGCAGAAAGGAGAGAUCACGGGUGACGUGCGAACGCCAUCCGGUGGAACCGCUUGUCCUUACAUCACUGACAACAAGGACGGCACCAUCACAGUGAAAUAUUCCCCCACUGAACGAGGGCUGCAUGAGAUGGACAUCAAAUAUGACGGCACCCACAUCCCAGGAAGUCCACUUCAGUUCUAUGUUGACGCCAUCAACAGCGGCCACGUGACUGCGUAUGGGCCUGGCCUGAGCCACGGCACCGUGAACAGUCCCGCCACCUUCACUAUUGUGACUAAAGACGCUGGAGAAGGAGGUCUGUCCCUGGCUGUGGAGGGUCCAUCUAAAGCAGAGAUCAGCUGUAAGGACAACAAAGACGGGACGUGCACCGUGUCCUACCUGCCCACCGCACCCGGAGAUUACAACAUCAUUGUUAAGUUUGAUGACAAGCACAUCCCUGGCAGCCCCUUCUCCGCCAGGAUCACAGGUGACUACUCCAUGAGGACGUCUCGGCUAAACGUUGGCACGGCCACGGACGUGUCCUUAAAGAUCACGGAAACGGACCUGAGCAGCCUGGUGGCGACCAUCAGAGCGCCGUCCGGACACGAGGAGCCGUGUCUACUCAAGAGGCUUCCCAACAGACACAUCGGCAUCUCCUUUACGCCGAAGGAAGUGGGCGAACAUGUGGUCAGUGUGAAAAAGAACGGCAAACAUGUGACCAACAGUCCUUUCAAGAUCAUGGUGGGUCAGUCAGAGAUUGGAGACGCCAGUAAGGUGAAGGUGUGCGGUCAGGGGCUGGUGGAGGGACACACCUUCGAGGUGGCAGAGUUUAUCGUGGACACCAGGAACGCAGGUUACGGAGGUCUGGGUUUGUCCAUCGAGGGUCCCAGUAAAGUGGACAUUAACUGUGAGGACGUGGAGGACGGGACGUGUAAAGUCACCUACUGCCCGACUGAACCUGGAAACUACAUCAUCAAUAUCAAGUUUGCUGACCAGCAUGUACCAGGAAGCCCGUUCACAGUGAAAGUGUUUGGCGAAGGCCGGAUGAAGGAGAGCAUCACCAGGAGGCGCCAGGCUCCAUCCAUCGCUACUGUGGGAAGCACCUGUGACCUUAACCUCAAGAUACCAGGCAACUGGUUCCAGAUGGUCUCUGCUCAAGAGCGCCUGACUCGGACCUUCACGCGCAGCAGCCACACCUACACUCGCACGGAGAGGACAGAGAUCAGUAAAACACGGGGGGGAGAGACCAAGAGGGAGGUCCGAGUGGAGGAGAGCACGCAGGUGGGGGGAGACCCGUUCAAAGAUGUGUUUGGGGGUUUCCUGGGACGAGAGAGUCUGAGCGGCUUCAGCAGCAGCCGACCGCAGGACGGUGAGGCCAGUAACCAGGAGAUGACGGCUCAGGUGACAAGUCCUGGUGGAAAGACGGAGAAUGCAGAGAUCAUAAAAGGAGAAGAGAGCACCUACAGCGUGCGCUUCAUCCCUCAGGAGAUGGGAGCUCACACAGUCAAUGUGAAAUACCAGGGCCAGCAUGUCCCUGGGAGCCCGUUCCAGUUCACUGUGGGGCCCCUAGGAGAGGGAGGGGCCCACAAGGUCCGAGCAGGAGGAACCGGGUUGGAUCGAGGAGUGGCUGGGAUCCCAGCUGAGUUCAGCAUCUGGACCAGAGAAGCUGGAGCUGGAGGCCUCUCCAUCGCUGUGGAGGGACCCAGCAAGGCUGAGAUCACCUUUGAGGACAGGAAGGAUGGAUCCUGUGGCGUGGCCUACGUGGUGCAGGAGCCUGGUGAUUACGAGGUUUCCAUUAAAUUCAACGACGAGCACAUCCCAGACUCUCCGUUCAUCGUCCCCAUCGCCACGUUAUCUGACGACGCCCGUCGUCUCACCAUCAGCAGCCUGCAGGAGAUGGGUCUGAAGGUGGGACAGGAGGCCUCCUUUGCUGUGCAGCUGAACGGAGCCCGAGGUCUGAUUGAUGCAAAGAUCCACACGCCUUCAGGGGCCAUAGAGGAGUGUUACAUCUCUGAGCUGGACAGCGACCAGUAUGCCGUCAGGUUUAUCCCAAGGGAAAACGGAGUUCACUCCAUCCACGUCCGCUUCAAUGGGAGCCACGUUCCUGGCAGCCCCUUCAAGAUCAGGGUGGGGGAACCUGGACAAGUUGGGGAUCCUGGAAUGGUGUCUGCGUUUGGACCAGGACUGGAGGGAGGAACAACAGGCGUGGCCUCAGACUUUAUGGUGAACACGUGCAAUGCGGGCUCAGGGGCUCUGUCUGUGACCAUCGACGGGCCGUCCAAAGUCAAGAUGGACUGUCAGGAGUGUCCUGAGGGCUACACGGUCUCAUACACACCCAUGGCUCCAGGCAGCUACCUGAUCUCCAUCAAGUACGGAGGACCCCAGCACAUCGUCGGCAGCCCUUUCAAAGCCAAAGUGUCAGGGCCUCGUCUGUCCGGCGGCCACAGCCUGCAUGAGACGUCCUCUGUCCUCGUGGAAACCGUCACCAAGUCGUCGGCGGUGGGCGGGGCCUUGACCUCCUUACCCAAGUUCUCCUCGGACGCCAGCAAGGUGAUCUCCAGAGGCGCCGGUCUGUCGAAAGCCUUCAUCGGUCAGAAGAACAUGUUCACGGUCGACUGCAGCAAAGCAGGCACCAACAUGCUGAUGGUCGGUGUCCACGGGCCCAAGGCGCCCUGCGAGGAGGUGUACGUCAAACACGUGGGGAACAGGAUGUACAAUGUGACGUACACCGUCAAGGAGCAGGGCAGCUACAUCCUGAUGGUGAAAUGGGGCGACGACAGUGUCCCCGGCAGCCCCUUCCACGUCACGGUGCCUUAGGGCCGGCUCGUCACGGCCUUCUCUGACUGACACGCCUCUGUCUGCACCAGCACAGGACCCUCCUGCACCCACUGGCCCGCAGCAGCUGAGGUGGAGCCCACGUCGCCUCCACUGAGGACAAAUGUUGCUAUAAACCAGGGUCUCGGAGGUCCAUCCGUGGUCUUCGGGUGCAGCUAGAACAGCAGCUGUUUUCUUACACCAUAAUGUGACUGUUCGCUCUGCCUGCGAUUUAUUUAUUCUCGGAGCUUUUCCCUCAUUGAUUGACGGUCUUAUUGUUGAGCAUGUGACGGAGUUGAUGUUUCUUUUCUGGAUAGUUAGAGGUUCCAGUGCAGCGAGACAACCACUGUUGCUAUGACACAUUUUAUAGUGAUUUUAUAUGCAUCAAAAACUGGUUAAUGAAAUAAAUCGGCCUUGUUUGGCCUAACCUGCCACAGGAAA
Molecule: messenger RNA, 9226 nt
Organism: Betta splendens (Siamese fighting fish)
Lineage: Eukaryota; Metazoa; Chordata; Actinopteri; Anabantiformes; Osphronemidae
Product: filamin-C-like
Exons: 48
Coding region: 569-8788 (2739 amino acids)
Biological process (GO): actin cytoskeleton organization
Molecular function (GO): actin filament binding
Source: RefSeq, a predicted model, not a curated record